AUGGUCGCCGUUAUUGCAGCACCCGCACGAUGGCUGAUGAUGCUGGGAGGAGAACUCUACAAUGCUCCCGUCGGACAGUCACCGCAGAACAUCCUAGACCUGGGAACCGGGACUGGCAUCUGGGCCAUGGAUAUUGCCGAGUAUGUGCCAUCAUCCCCCCUCUCGCUGUACACACUGACCCCUGAUAGAAAGUUUCCCGGCGCACACGUAAUUGGAAAUGAUAUCAGCCCUAUCCAGCCCAGCUGGGUGGCCCCAAACAUUGAGUUCGUCGUCGAGGACUUCGAAAGCGAAUGGCAGUAUAAGAGAAACCACUUCGACUUCAUCCACGCACGAUGCCUGGCAGGAUGCGUGGCCGAUUGGCCGACGUUCAUCCGCCGAAUCUUCAACCACGUCAAGCCAGGCGGGUACUUCGAAACGCACGAAAGUGCCGUAUGGGCCCGAAGCGACGACAACUCCCUAAAAGAGAAAUCCGCGCUCAUGGAAUGGCAGCAGGCCCUCAAUUUCGCCGGCGAAAAGAGCGGUCGCGAGCUGAACAUCUACCAUAAAUUGAAGAACUGGAUGAUCGAAGCCGGUUUCGAAGAUGUCACGUUGCAAGUCUAUGCGCUGCCAUUCUCCCCUUGGCCCCGUGACCCCCAUCUCAAGGCCCUGGGCAAAUACCAGGCUGUGCAGUUGCAGCAGGCGAUUGAUUCAUAUUCGCUGCGUCUGUACACGCAGGUGCUGGGGUGGAGCUCGGAUGUGGCGAAGAUUCAUAAUGCGGUGGUCAAGCAGGAGUUGCGAGACAAGAAGUUGCAUGCAUAUGUUCAAACGGUCGCGGUUUAUGGCAGAAAGCCUCUCAGCCCUUACUAA
Messenger RNA from Penicillium olsonii, 846 nucleotides. Lineage: Eukaryota; Fungi; Ascomycota; Eurotiomycetes; Eurotiales; Aspergillaceae. The record is from the annotation of a GenBank genome assembly.